CAGGGACCCAGGAAUGCCCCCCCGCCCACCCCCUCGGCGGGCGGGGGCAGGGCCCAGCCGGGAGUUUGGCAAACUCCUCCCCGCGUUGAGUCAUUCGCCUCUGGGAGGUUUAGGAAGCGGCUCCGGGUCGGUGGCCCCAGGACAGGGGAGAGCGGGCGCGAUGGGGAGCCGGGCGCCAGGGUCCCCGCUCCUCGCCGGGCGGCCGCGCCGGGGCCCCCGGCACCGACCCGCGCCGCUGCCGCUGCUGCUGCCGCUGCUGCUGCUGCUGCCGCCCGCGCCCCGGGCCGGGGGCUUCAACCUGGACGCCGAGGCCCCGGCCGUGCUCGCCGGGCCCCCCGGCUCCUUCUUCGGCUUCUCCGUGGAGUUCUACCGGCCGGGGACGGACGGGGUCAGCGUGCUGGUGGGAGCGCCCAAGGCGAACACCAGCCAGCCAGGCGUGCUGCAGGGCGGCGCUGUCUACCUCUGCCCCUGGGCCACCAGCCUGGCACAGUGCACCCCUAUUGUGUUUGACAGCAAAGGCUCUCGGGUCCUGGAGUCCUCGCUGUCCAGCCCGGAGGGGGAGGAGCCCGUGGAGUACAAGUCCUUCCAGUGGUUCGGAGCCACGGUGCGAGCCCACGGCUCCUCCAUCCUGGCCUGCGCCCCGCUGUACAGCUGGCGCACCGAGAAGGAGCCGCUGAGCGACCCCGUGGGCACCUGCUACCUCUCCACCGACAACUUCACCCGGAUGCUGGAGUACGCUCCCUGCCGCUCAGAUUUCAGCUGGGCGGCCGGCCAGGGGUACUGCCAAGGCGGCUUCAGUGCCGAGUUCACCAAGACCGGGCGUGUGGUGCUGGGUGGACCCGGGAGCUAUUUCUGGCAAGGCCAGAUCCUGUCGGCCACCCAGGAGCAGAUUGCAGGGUCCUACUACCCCGAGUACCUCAUCAACCUGGUGCAGGGGCAGCUGCAGACGCGCCAGGCCAGCUCCUCCUACGACGACAGCUACCUGGGUUACUCGGUGGCCGUGGGUGAAUUCAGUGGUGAUGACACAGAGGACUUCGUUGCUGGCGUGCCAAAAGGAAACCUCACCUACGGUUAUGUCACCAUCCUCAAUGGCUCAGACAUCCGAUCCCUCUACAACUUCUCAGGGGAACAGAUGGCCUCCUACUACGGCUACGCAGUGGCUGCCACGGACACCAACGGGGACGGGCUGGAUGACCUGCUGGUGGGAGCACCGCUGCUCAUGGAGCGGACAGCCGACGGGCGGCUCCAGGAGGUGGGCAGGGUCUACAUCUACCUGCAGCAGCCGGCCGGCAUGGAGCCCACGCCCUCCCUCACCCUCACCGGCCGCGAUGAGUUUGGCCGGUUUGGAAGCUCCUUGACCCCCCUGGGGGACCUGGACCAAGAUGGCUACAACGAUGUGGCCAUCGGGGCUCCCUUUGGCGGGGAGACCCAGCAGGGCGUGGUCUUUGUGUUUCCGGGGAGCCCUGUGGGGCUGGGCUCUAAGCCUUCCCAGGUGCUGCUGCCCCUCUGGGCCGCUGGCCACACUCCCAACUUCUUUGGCUCUGCCCUUCGAGGGGGCCGAGACCUGGAUGGCAACGGAUACCCCGAUCUGAUUGUGGGGUCCUUUGGUGUGGACAAGGCGGUGGUGUACAGGGGCCGCCCCAUCGUGUCCGCCAGGGCCUCCCUCACCAUCUUCCCCGCCAUGUUCAACCCAGAGGAGCGCAGCUGCAGCCUGGAGGGGAACCCUGUGGCCUGCAUCAACCUCAGCUUCUGCCUCAACGCCUCCGGAAAGCACGUUCCUGAUACCAUCGGCUUCACGGUGGAGCUCCAGCUGGACUGGCAGAAGCAGAAGGGCGGGGUGCGGCGCGCGCUGUUCCUGGCCUCCAGGCAGGCGACCCUCACCCAGACCCUGCUCAUCCAGAACGGGGCCCGGGAGGACUGCAGCGAGAUGAAGAUCUACCUGCGGAAUGAGUCGGAGUUCCGGGACAAGCUCUCCCCGAUCCACAUCGCCCUCAACUUCUCCCUGGACCCCCAGGCCCCCGUGGACAGCCACGGCCUCCGGCCAGUCCUACACUACCAGAGCAAGAGCCGCAUCGAGGACAAGGCUCAGAUCCUCCUGGACUGUGGAGAAGACAACAUCUGUGUGCCAGACCUGCAGCUGGAAGUGUUCGGGGAGCAGAACCACGUGUACCUGGGUGACAAGAACGCGCUGAACCUCACGUUCCACGCCCAGAACGUGGGCGAGGGCGGCGCCUACGAGGCGGAGCUCCGGGUCACGGCUCCCCCGGAGGCCGAGUACUCGGGACUCGUCAGGCACCCCGGGAACUUCUCCAGCCUGAGCUGUGACUACUUCGCCGUGAACCAGAGCCGCCUCCUGGUGUGUGACCUGGGCAACCCCAUGAAGGCCGGCGCCAGUCUCUGGAGUGGCCUUCGGUUCACAGUUCCUCACCUCCGGGACACGAAGAAGACCAUCCAGUUUGACUUCCAGAUCCUCAGCAAGAACCUCAACAACUCGCAGAGCGAGGUGGUCUCCUUCCGGCUGUCGGUGGAGGCCCAAGCCCAGGUCUCCCUUAACGGCGUCUCCAAACCCGAAGCAGUGCUGUUCCCAGUGAGCGACUGGCACCCCCCGGACCAGCCCCGGAAGGAGGGGGACCUGGGCCCUGCUGUCCAGCAUGUGUAUGAGCUCGUCAACUGGGGCCCCAGCUCCAUCAGCCGGGCCGUGCUGGAGCUCAGCUGCCCCCAGCGCCUGGAAGGCCAGCCGCUCCUCUACGUGACCCGGUUCACGGGGCUCAGCAACUGCACCUCCAGCCACCUCCCCAACCCGGAGCGCCUGGAGCUGGAUCCCGAGGGCUCCCCGAACCACCGGCUGCGAAGACGCGAAGCUCCGGGCCAGAGCCCUGCCUCUGGGCCUCAGGUCCUGAAAUGUCCGGAGGCGGAGUGUUUCAGGCUGCGCUGUGAGCUUGGGCCGCUCCACCGGCAGGAGAGCCGAAGUCUGCAGCUGCAUUUCCGAGUCCGGGCCCAGACCUUCCUGCAACGGGAGCACCAGCCCUUCAGCCUGCAGUGCGAGGCCGUGUACGAAGCUCUGAGGAUGCCCUACCGGAUCCUGCCCCGGCAGCUGCCUCGAAAGGAACUUCUGGUGGCCACAGCUGUGCAGUGGACCAAGGCAGAAGGCAGCCAAGGCGUCCCGCUGUGGAUUAUCAUCCUCGCCAUCCUCCUCGGCCUCCUGCUCCUUGGUCUGCUCAUCUAUGUCCUCUACAAGCUCGGAUUCUUCAAACGCUCCCUCCCUUACGGCACCGCCAUGGAAAAAGCUCAGCUCAAGCCUCCAGCCACCUCAGAUGCCUGACGCCUAACCCCAGACUCCAAUCCCGGAGGCUCAGCGACCCCACCCUCAGGCUGCUGACGGGGAGGGGGCCGGUGCUUCCUGAAGGUGCUGAGGGCCUGGGAGACCUCCUCUCCCAGCCCAGAGACAUACUUGAAGGGCCAGAGGCGGGAGGGGGGAGCUGAGGGUCCCCACCCCCAUGCACUGUGAAGGACCCUCGUUUACACAGGCCCUCCCCGCGGAUGGCGGAUGGGGGAACUGCGAUCCAGGGACCGAGGCCCAGCCUCCCUGCAGGCUUUGCAUUUUGGAGAGAGUUUCCUGAAAAACAACUUGGAACCAGAACUGGGGAAUGCCAUCCCGGUUCUCUGGGCCAGACUUGCCACCAGGACUUCCUGUCCAGCUCCGGCCUGCAAAGCUCUGUCCUCCGCCUUGCCAGAGUUCCACAGGAGGCCCCGGCUGAGAACCUGGCACCUGGCGAGGGAGACCUGGCAGCUCUGGACAGCCCCCACCUCGGUGGGCAAAUUAGGAACACUAACUGUGUAUGGUGCCCAGGACCAGCUCAGGACAGAUCCCAGGACAAGGAUCAAGGCUGGCCCAGAACCAGCUCCGAGGAGGAUCGGAACUGUAAUGGGGCCAGAUCGAACCCGCGGCCCGGGGUUGAUCUGGGACCCAGACUCGGCCAUUGAUAACCUAACCAGGCAGAUUCGGGACAACAUUUGAACCUGCACCGGACACCCUGGGCCCGGAGGCCCAGUCCACCUCUGACUCGGGAGAAGUCAGGGAAUCGCCCAGGACUCUGAAGGGGCCAUGAUGGCAACAGAUCUGGAACCUCAGCCUGGCCAAAGGCAGGCCCUCCCAGUCCCCCGGAGAAAGGGCGCCCACCCUCUUGGGCCUGCAGGAUUCGGGUUCUGCCCGCCAGGUGCACUGACGCUGCCCUUCCUCUCUCUGCCCGCCCCUGCCCGCCCCUCCCCUCGGCUCGGGACACCCGGGACUUAUUUAAACUCUGUUGCAGUGCAAUAAACCCGGCCCGGGGCCCCCACUGACCAGA
Molecule: messenger RNA, 4346 nt
Organism: Pipistrellus kuhlii (Kuhl's pipistrelle)
Lineage: Eukaryota; Metazoa; Chordata; Mammalia; Chiroptera; Vespertilionidae
Gene: ITGA5
Product: integrin subunit alpha 5
Exons: 30
Coding region: 14-3322 (1102 amino acids)
Biological process (GO): integrin-mediated signaling pathway; angiogenesis; cell adhesion mediated by integrin
Cellular component (GO): external side of plasma membrane; integrin complex
Molecular function (GO): integrin binding
Source: RefSeq, a predicted model, not a curated record